AGUAAGGCGGGGCUUGGAGAUCUGGGGGCUCGCAAGGGGGCUGUAGAGUUGGCAGAUCUGGGGCAGCGUGCCUGAGUAGGUUCAAUGGCGUGGCAGGGACUGGCGGCCGAGUUCCUGCAGGUGCCGGCGGUGACGCGAGCCUACACGGCAGCCUGCGUCCUCACCACAGCUGCCGUGCAGCUGGAACUCCUCAGCCCCUUUCAGCUCUACUUCAACCCGCACCUCGUGUUCCGGAAGUUCCAGAUCUGGAGGCUGGUCACCAACUUCCUCUUUUUCGGGCCUCUGGGAUUCAGCUUCUUCUUCAACAUGCUCUUCGUGUUCCGCUACUGCCGAAUGCUGGAGGAGGGCUCCUUCCGCGGACGCAAAGCCGACUUUGUCUUUAUGUUUCUCUUCGGGGGCAUCCUUAUGACACUGCUGGGGCUCCUGGGCAGCCUGUUCUUCCUGGGUCAGGCGCUCAUGGCCAUGUUGGUGUAUGUGUGGAGCCGCCGGAGCCCUCAGGUGAGAGUCAACUUCUUUGGCCUCCUCACCUUCCAGGCACCAUUCCUGCCCUGGGCACUCAUGGGCUUCUCACUGCUGUUGGGCAACUCCAUCAUCGUGGACUUGCUGGGGAUUGCUGUGGGUCACAUCUACUACUUCCUAGAGGAUGUUUUCCCCAACCAGCCUGGAGGCAAGAGACUGCUGCUAACCCCUGGCUUCCUGAAGCUGCUACUGGACAAUCCUGAGGAGGACCCCAAUUACCUGCCCCUUCCUGAGGGGCCCCACCUGCCACCCUUGCAGUGAGCCUGCCUUGGGCCAGCACCCCAAGCUUCCAGCAGACUCCAGUUCUCCCUGCUCUUUCUUACAGCAGACCAAUCUAUCCUGGAGGGUGGGCCCAUGCAAGAGCCCAUCCAAAUAAACAGUCACCUGUACCCUCUGGGCCCACAA
Molecule: messenger RNA, 924 nt
Organism: Cavia porcellus (domestic guinea pig)
Lineage: Eukaryota; Metazoa; Chordata; Mammalia; Rodentia; Caviidae
Gene: Derl3
Product: derlin 3
Exons: 7
Coding region: 85-780 (231 amino acids)
Biological process (GO): endoplasmic reticulum unfolded protein response
Cellular component (GO): endoplasmic reticulum membrane; Hrd1p ubiquitin ligase ERAD-L complex
Molecular function (GO): ubiquitin-specific protease binding; misfolded protein binding
Source: RefSeq, a predicted model, not a curated record